Gastrolobium bilobum is the source of this 1896-nucleotide messenger RNA. Its product is annotated as protein ALP1-like. NCBI's taxonomy places the organism in Eukaryota, Viridiplantae, Streptophyta, Magnoliopsida, Fabales, Fabaceae. The coding region runs from base 483 to 1763 and encodes 426 amino acids. The transcript has a single exon. The record is from RefSeq and is a predicted model, not a curated record.
UUGAUUUUCUUUUCUCUCUGUUUUUUUUUUCUUUCUCUUCCCUUCCAUCAAUGGAAUCAAUCCCGUUUGCUACAGGAUUCUUUCGAUCUGGUAAACCCCUUUUUACUAGAAAGUCAAAUCUCAGUUUGAAACCCCAAUACUUGCUACUUCAGCAGAGUCCCUCAUCAAACUUUCGAGAAAUCUUUACAGAGAAGUUGUAUACAUGUACAUUUCUGCAAUGGAAAAUGGCCAGACAUGAGACAACCCUUGAUAAUGUCUACUUUUCCUAGCAAAACUCCCGCAGGCAUACAUCGAACGUGUGGAAACUGGAUGUGCAGUGCCACACACCAAAUCAGACCAAUUUAACAAGAAACUCAAAUCACUCAUAUUUUAAAAAAUCGAAUAUUUUAAACGAAAGCUAUGAAAUGACAUGAAAAAAGAACCAAAAAAUAAACAAAAACAUUUCUUUUGUUUCUCAUCACUCUCUUCGCUCCAAAUCUGCAAUGGUUGGCGCAAGGGGCACAAAGCGCAAGCCCAAGAAGUUGCAUAAUCUAAACCAUUUGAACCACCAAAACCUCGUUGCCAUAAUUUCCAGAGUUAAAGACACUGCAGAUUCCUUCCUCUCUCACAACGACAUUGCUCUUCUUCCUUCCCAAUCUCUCAUUCUCGAAACCCUAAUCUCAUCAACUUCUCACUCUCUCUCUAGAGUCCUUUCUCUCCUCCCCAAACCCUUAGACCCACUCUCUCUCUCUCCGCCUCAACGUGAGUGCUGGUUCCGCCGUUUCCUUUCCUCCACCUCCGUUUCCGAUUCCCAAUGGCUCGACGCGUUCCGCAUGUCAAAGCCUUCCUACUACCACCUCCUCGAUCUUCUCUCUCCCUCUCUGGCCUCUGCGCUUCCCCUAAUCGCCCCCGAUUGUGCCCUAGCCGCCGCAAUUUUCAGAUUGGCCCACGGGGCCGGCUAUUCAGCCACGGCUCGGCGGUUCGGGAUGGCUCCGGCCGACGCAUGCCGUGCGUUCUUCGCGGUUUGCAAAGCUGUCACUGAUAAUUUGGGGCAUUUGUUCGAGCUUCGGACUGAUUCGGAGAGGGUUGUGGUGGGUUUUGGUUGGAGUUCACUUCCCAAUUGUUUUGGGGUUCUGGGGUUGGCUAGGUUUGCAAUUGAUGGCGAUUUAUUGGGUAAAAAUGGGUUCUUGAUGGUUCAAGCAUUGGUGGACUCUGAAGGUAGGUUUUUGGAUGUUUCAGCUGGGUGGCCUAGUACGAUGAAGCCUGAUACCGUUUUGUACCAGAGUAAGCUUUAUAUUGGAGUUGAGAACUCGAAGGAAUUGUUGCAGGGUCCAUCUUAUAAGCUCAGCGAUGAUAGUUUGAUUCCUCAGUAUGUUUUGGGAGAUUCUUGUUUUCCCCUUUUGCCUUGGCUUUUAACACCCUAUAAUAGGGUUAAUGAGGAAGAUAGUUUUGGUUCUGUUGAAAGGGCUUUCAAUUGUGCACAUAGUCAUGCAAUGGGGUUGGUUGGUGAUGCGUUCGGAAGGCUUCGUGCUAGGUGGCAGCUUCUGUCAUUUUCGAGAAAAUGGAAACAAGAGUGUGUUGAGUUUUUGCCGUUUGUGAUUGUUACUGGUUGUUUGUUGCAUAAUUUUCUUGUUAAGUGCAACGAGCCAUUGCCAGAUAAGGGGGUGAGUUGUGUGGAGAAGGAAGGGGAUCUUCAUGCUUUUGAUGGAAUGAGAGAAGAGAGUGCACUGAAGAUAAGGGAUGCGCUUGCUUUGCAUUUGAGUCGGGUGAGCCUGAGAAGAUGAUAUCUAUGGAAUCAUGUGCGUUUCUUCUUGUAUUUAUUUGUACAACUAAUGGGGAUACUCUACAUAUUUUGAUUGGUUAACAUGUUAUUUGGGACUGACUGGUAAGUCUGUCACUUACAAUUUGCAAACCAUG